Molecule: messenger RNA, 8173 nt
Organism: Porites evermanni
Lineage: Eukaryota; Metazoa; Cnidaria; Anthozoa; Scleractinia; Poritidae
Source: the annotation of a GenBank genome assembly
AUGGAAAUCGACUAUGAAAAUGGAAGAACAAGAAGAAAGAUCUGCAAGAGCGAUUUGCCAAUUAAUUUACCAAGUCUAGCAACAUCUUAUGUUCAACAGAAUAACGACCUAAGAAAAACCCUUCGUCGCUUUGAACGAGAAAAGCAGAAGAACCUGAAGACCAUCGAUAGCGAUAUUUUGGACUUACACAAGUUCUUGGGAGAUUUGAAAUGCGUAAUUUCGUUUCCGAUAGAAAAGAAUUUUUCGCUGGUUGCAACAUCUGAGGAACUUCAUAUGGAGGCAGCAACCGAAGAGAAGCAAAAUGAAUACAGUAAUAAAACACCUUCUACAACAUCACUACGGACCUCUGACACUGUGCAGAAAAUAGAAAGCGACCAAACACACACAUUGUUCACUAUAGCACCAAAACCAAGGCCAUGUACUGAUGUUUUGAUUCAGCAAAGUGAAACUGGCUAUGGCAUCCAAACAGCUUUGGUCCGAAGUUUCCGAAGGCGGAGCUUAAGCGUUGGUGAAAUGUGUUCAGGAACAUUGAAUCACCUAAGUUCCUCUGUUAGCUAUAAUCAGCCAUUACUCCAGAGAAGAAAAUCUUAUGCAGGAAACGACUCAAGAAACAUUCCAGUGGAAUACCAUUACAAAUGGAAAAUGGGCGUUGGUAAAACUGCUUUCAACGGUAACACCAGAAACCUUAGUCAACAAGCACCGUGUACAGGAGAAAGAUUAGAAGAAAGCAAGUUAAAUGGACAAACUGAGAAAAAGAGAAAAUGUUCUAUCUCGUUUUCAAGACCUCCAUCAACAGUUGUGGAAGAACCAAGAGCAAAUGAAACAAUCCAACAGAAAGGUCAUUCAAGGUCUAAUUCGCCAUCCUCUAUUCGAAACAAAAUACCAGAAGUUAGGAAUUAUGACGAUGGAAUAUUAAUGUCACUCGGAAACUAUUUUAAAAUAUCACCCAUAGAAUCAAGGAAGCAAACGGAAACCAAAAACUUGCUCGCUCCUCAACUUCAAAGACCCGUUUUGCCUUUUGCAGGAAAGGAUUCUCUAAAAACGUUCUGAAUAAAGACACGUUUUACACAGAAACACGGUCUAGCCUAUUACGAAAACAAAGUACCAAGGAUUUAGGAAUUGGGCUUAGUGUAAAGCAAAGGGACAAAGCGUAAAUGGUUUUGUGUGUAGACAACAAAGUAUUAGGCCAGACAGCAGACAGCAGACUUAACUCCUUGGACUACUCAAUAUCCAGGGUUUAAUUGCUUCUUUAUUUAUCACUUGUACUUCGUAUUAAAACGGAGUCGGUAAAUUAAACGGUUCUAUUGUGCGGUAAAGCCGAUAAGCAAUAUCACAUACAAUAACUUUCAUCACAGUGACAGGGGCGUUUUUUAAGGCUUCAUGUAAGGAUUUGAUGACGACUUGCUAUUUUGUGUACAAGUUUUCUCACUCUUUUGCUUUUGCUAAUGAAUUAAUUUAUAUAUUUAUGUUGUUCAUCGAACGGUAAAAUUUUUUAUUAGUAUACACGUUUUUAUCACUCCGUUGUAGUUGUAAUGAAGUAUAUUAUUGAUUACAAAAAGGGAAAGGCGUGCCUCCUUGCCACUUUAUUGCUCAGAACGUCGCUUACUCGACCAGUAAUAAUUUUAACCUGGUAACACUGUCCUGGUUACAGUUAAGAGUAACCUUCACGCCGGAAUAAAACACUUAAAAAGCUAAAGCACUGUAAAAAUAAUUUGUGGUUUACUGUUGAGCUGACCCUGACAUGUACGACUUUAUCGGACUUUAUCUCAAACACAGUCGCUGUACAAUAUAUUUGCAGUUUAUAUAAAGUGCAAGUCAAAUUUGUGGAACCAAGAUGGAAAGGUGUUACUUGUUGGGCCAGACAGAAACAACUGAAGUUUAAGAACUACACUUUAAAAGUUUUCGUUUUUAUUUGAAUUCGCAUGGAUAUUUGAGACUAAUUAAAAACAGCGGAAAAUUCCUCUCCAUCUCUGACUGACAGAUAUUUAUUAUUGCUCCCAGUAUUUUGCACUUUAGCAUCUUUCCGCUUUUAUUUUGAUAAGUCGCUCUUCUGACGCCAAAUCGUUCAACUGAAGUUCAUUUUUAUUUGAAAACUAACACAGCACGUAAACCGUUUGCCUUUGGUUGCUUCAGUAAAUAAUUCAGCAACAGUUAAACAUAAAACCUUGAGAGGCGUGUUUUUAAGCAGAAUCAGAAUUAUAAUUCUUACCGAGACCUAAUCAGACUAUAUUGGUUUUCUAAACGGCGGUUGGUAUCAAUCUUAACAGGAAUUAAAGAAGUCUAAAGUUAACGAUUUUGAUUCUAAACAACCAUUUUUCUCUUAGGAGAUCUUAAAGCGUAUUUCUUCCUGUUACAUAUUUGAAAUUGUCACAACUGCCAAUCGUCGAUAAUCAUAUUGACAAAAGACAAUUUUGAAUUUGUGAGGAGAGACGUAUAUUUGCUUUACUGAUUCACUGAAAUUUUCAGCUGCAGUUUCUAGACGGCCGACUGCAUAAUUUUACUGCCUAUAUGAGAAAGAUAAUGCAAAUGGUAGAGAACCUUCAUUACUUUUCGGCUGUGGAUGACUCUAUAUUUGACAGGUUUAUGUCACGAAAAGGAUGUAAAAGCCGGAAUAAUACCCUGCAAGGCAAAUAACCUUUUAGUGAUGCAGGUGGUUUAUUGUAGCUGCUGCACUUAAGCUCAGCAUGGGACGGUCAGUAUCACCAUCACCCAACUGCACUAAACACUGACAUAAAAACGACAGAAAUUUGCAUCUAACAAAAAUAACAUUUGCGAUAUCUUGAAUUUCUUCAGAAAGUAAUACAAGGAAACGUAUGUUGAAAAAAAAGAAACAUUGAAAUGGGUGUACGUUGUGAACUUCUUAAAUGUGAUUAAUCGAGCUAAAUAUCACUGUAAACAAGAAAUUGGACCAUGUCUUCGCAUAACAGCAGCAAGGAUGGUGAGCGAGUAGGAUCCGCCAGAAAGCGAAUUUCCACUUUAAAUGGCCACGAAGAUCAUCUUCUUCGUCGUAGAAUACACACUUAUCAGAAAAUGCAUGAUAAGGAGAUCGCUGAAGUUGCAAGCCAACUUGAAGAGAUCCGAGAUUCAAUGAAAGCACUCGUAACAGAUCCACUUUAUGGAACUCACGCAUUGAUCAACACAGGGAUUGAACACGAAAACUCUUACAAAAGCCCAGUGAUUAAUCAACAACGGAAGUCGAUGCUCCGACGAACUCAGAGUUUUCCAGAGUUGUUAGAUAGUUCAAGCGACGACAGUGUUCGGCGUACAAAUCCUUCGCCAUUUCCUGCUCUUAAAAUGGAACACCUACGCGUUCAUCACGCCGCUCCUCUUGUGACUCAUAAAAGAUCUGGCGAAGCAAAGUCGAGUUCGAUCGGUUCGCAUUUCGUUAACCCGAGCAUUCAGUCUGGGAAAGAAGCACUCAACUGGCACAACAAUGAACAUAAAAAGCUUGAAAGGUCCAAAACAGCUCCAGUAGCAUUGCUACAACCACUUCUGAGAACUACUCCGGAAAUGAUGAGAAAAAAAAUCCAUAUUUCCACCUCAAACAAGUUAAGCACUGAGCCGGAGGUUUCGGCUAGAAGAGGUGUGUCGCCACGUUUUGUAGAUCCGAACGCUAUGACCCAUAAUGCAUCCCAUUUGCAGACAAAUCAGCCUGGUGUGAGAAAUCAUAUUCCGGCUCGAGGUAUAGUCAGCUCAGAUUCUCUUUUAAGGGGACAACAAACGUCUGAUUCUUGGUACAAAUCCAGGUUACAGCCGGGUAAGCCCGUUGUAAAAACUUACCCCACCAAUAUGGUUCCUGCAGAGGACGGGCAAAAUGACGCUGUUUCUGUGUCGCUUCAAGCCGUAAAGAAUCGAGGGCAUAAGUCCCCAUUAAAAGGUAUUUCCAGACCUCUUAGUAAAUUCAAACAAGAACUUUUUAAGGUUAAUUGCGGCAACGAAAAAGAAGCUGACGAAGUGGAUGAUUUAAAAACUUGUCGGUCCUUGCGAUUCACGAAAGAGAGUCAAGAAAGUAAUCGAAUCUAGCUUGUGAAUGGAAAAAGACUGAGUUUUAAAUAUUCCGAAUUCGGGAGCAAACUUAAAUGUUUUAAAGAAACGACGCCAAACUAACUAACCCUAGAGGAAGGAGUAUUUCAGGUAACUAAACCGUUGUAUAGCUAUCUUAAUUAGAAGUGCGGAGCUUGUUUUAGAUCGAGAGUAUCGUUCAUCAAUCUGCAAAGUGAAAUUUGAAAAGCCGCGAAAAGAUACAGUGAAAAAACACCACCACAAGCAGAUGAUAUAAUAUAUGUAACUAGGAAAGGAUUAAAGCGGAGCUCCCUUUCCAGACUGACCGUUAACUUGAAACUAACUAUAACCCCUAAACCGCUGCAAACGGGGAAUUCAUGAAUCUAUAUAUCUUAAAGUUUAGUAGAUUUCCAUCAAAUAAAUUAAGAGAGCAAACGGGCUCUGAACUUACGGUGGGUUUCUCUAUUCUAUAGAUGAACUCAGAAAAUUAUUGUUCCCAAUUUUCCGUAUUUUGAUUCAAGAAAGCAGUUAAGACUAUUUUCAAAAACUAAAAUUUUUUUAUAUAAACACCAAUGAAAUAACGGGUGAACUUUCGCCCGACAACCUGUUAUCUUUACACGUGAAAAGAUUACCGUUGCUAUAGUUAUAAUGAAUCACCCCUUUCGCGGCGAAAAAUGUUGAAGUGAAAUGGUUUGGUAUUUCAUUAUUGCUUAUAUAAUACAUGUAAUAAGAGUAUGUCAGCUUGUUUUUAAUUUAGAGCAGACGCGUACAGUUCGUAUUUAGAGCGUAUGAUAUAAUGGCUCAUACACCAUGAUGGCUAAGCCAAUCAGCGCUCUAGAAUUGCAUUAUCCAAUGAUUCAGUCUUUAAUAAUUAUUAUUUUAUUUUAUCUUUUUGGGAAUGUUAAUAUUAGAUGGAAUUACAGGACAUUGACUUUGAGUAGAGAGAGGACUUGCGAUGUACCUGUUUUGCAACUUACUUACUUAAUUAAUCAACUAAUUAAUUUACUUUUAUUGAAUUGAUUAUUCCAUAAAAAUACGAUCAAUCUUUACGAGACUGAGAACAAGGGUGGGCCGAGUAUUACAAACCUUGCAGGACAGGUUUAUUGAUGGAUACUGAGUCAGAUGCCUAGCUACUGAAAGAUAAUACAUCCGCGUGAGGAGGGUCUACACAUAUUCUCUCUCAUAAAACAUUAUUCCAAGUUGAUUUGAGUUUAGAAAAAGUUUCCCCUUCAACACAAUUCUGUUUCCUUAUAUCCGGACUAUUUUUUCAGAUUUACUGAAUAAAGCAUGGUGUAUCUAUGUUCCUGAUCUGGAAGACAAAUUGCUUGCUUGAGAUUUACUGUUGCAAAGAAGGUUACUUAGUGUUUCCAUUACGCAAUCACUGAAACACUUAGUAGGGAUAUAAACCAAAGCUUUUCGGCUUUCAGUGUAAUUCGUAUAAGUGGUAUGAGUGUAUCUGACUAUUUGAACUUAAAGGAAAAUAGUGUCACUGUUAUGUUAUGGUCGAUGAGAUCUAUGCAUUUUUGAUCUCCGAAGUGCUAUCCAAUAAUGUGCGAAAUACAGCUUAAUGCGUUCAAAAUUAGAAGAUACAGUUCUGAAUAAAAACUUUAAAGGAAUGAAACUACUAGACAUUGAUAGUUGUCUUAAGUUAAUUUUUUUUCUUUGACUAUGUUUUAUGGUGACCUUUACCUACACCAAAAGGAUGCUCAUUUUUUCUCGUUUUUAUAGUGAAAUUUUUGUGUGGAUUGAGCUCUGUUAUUGCCCACUCGCUGACAUAAUUUCUUCACCUGCAAAACCUUCAUUUGGCGCGAAGACAUAAUAUGCAAAUACACUAAAGUUGUUAUUUCAGUUAACAGUUGUCGGUCGUAAUUUCCUGGCAAUAACAGCUAUUUAAUUUGCAAUUUUUAAAUGGACUUGGGCCAAAAAACACUUACGAACAAUCACUGUGAAAACAGGACAUGAUAUUUGAAUAGCAAGUCCAUUAUCAGUCAAAAAAAUUUUACCAGCUAUUUUAAUUAAGCGUAAUUUAACUUCGAAAUAAAUUGCAUGGAUAAAGGUAUUACACACUUUUCGAGAUAAAUUAUUCAUCCUAAGUAAAUAAAAUGUGAUCGACGCUGCAAUUUUGAAGAAAAUAUUGACCUAUGAGUAACCUAUUCAGUAUUUUGGCCGGUCCUGCAUGAUUAAGGCUGAUGGCUUGACUGUCCCAACCAUAAAGCAAAACAUUUCCUACAGAACAGGAUCUUCCAGAAAAUAUCAGCGCCAGUUUUCAAUAACGUUCACUGUAAAUUUACGCCGUUUUUUCCUUACCAAGAACCAUGCAAAGACCCUCCUUCAUUCCACAAACGAUGUGGCAAGACAUUGCUUGCGUUGGUAUCCAGUAUUUUUGAUGGAUUCAAGGAAAGUGAAGGACUUCAGUUUACAAGGCCAAAAGGCUUCUCCAGCUUAUUUUCACGAACGGUCAAAGUUAAGGAAACGUCUUGAUGGGUAUGAAAGAGAAAAAGAGAAAUGUCUGAGAAAAAUAUCAGAUAGGCAGGAUACACUGAUGAACGUGUUAGUCAACCAACGAAGCGUGCCUGAAGAACUGAGCGUGGAAACCAAGACUCACACAGAAGCUUUUCCUAGCCGCCUACGACGUAACACGAUAUCGACACUUGCUUCUGAAAAUCCGACCAAUAUGGAAAUUUAUUCCAGUCAGCUCGAGCUCCGAAAAUUAUCCAUUAGCAGUGAUUCAAGAUACAGAAAUUUGUCGUCUUAUUCCACACAGACAAUAAACGAGAAUAAGGUGGUCCGGAAAUUAAGCGAUCCGCUAGAAUUUGCAGAUCACAGAAAGCUAACUGUCCGACCCAAGAGAAAACUUACAACCGGUCAAAUUGAGUUGGCGGUGUCAUCAAAGGGAGUUUGCCAAUAUUCUUUUCGUGAAGAUACAAUGAAAUACGAUUUGUUAAAAAAUCAAAGUAUAAAAUCGGAUGUUAUGGAAUUCUCACUUCAACAAGUGAGGGGCUCAAACGAGUCUGUCCUAACUCAGUCAAGAUCAGAACAUAAAGAUUCAAAAGUAAUUUUAGCGUCUUACCCGUCUUCAGUUGCUAAUAUGCAGUUUAAUAAGACAGGCGCUCAAGUACAAAGUAAACAUUUAAAGGAGGCUAUGAUUAACACCCCAAAAAAACUUCUUCAUCAAAGGCCAAGCACAUCAAACGAGUUUUUCCCCAAUUUCCAAGGAAUGAAAAGUGUUUUGAGCAAGGAAACUGAAAUGUUAAAUACAGAAGCUCAAAAUGAUAUUCAUAAAAUAACACCUGCGGCAAUAUCCCCAGUUAUAGAGAGACAACUUUAUUCAGUAUCAGAAUCGUCAACUAAAAACUUCGAAACUCUGCAGCAUCUCCCGGCUAACUGCGAUGGUAAACUAAAUUUAAUGGAAAGUGAAAGCGGCCCAGGAGAGGGCAGUAAAUUCGUGUUAAGGCGGAAAAAGAGGAUAUCGACGGAUAUCAGCAAAAGGCAUUUGCAUGAACAAACAAUCUUAAUAUCUCAAGCAGGUGCAACUCCAGCUGUUGGUUUCCAUAGAAACGCUUGGAGUGCGGAGACUAAUUCUCCUCGAAGGAAAAUAUCAACCGUUAAAGCUCCUGAAGGAAUUAUUGAUCACGUGCCCUUAUCUCGUCAACGAAGUGAUGAUGCAUCGAGCCUGUCAAAGGAAACGCAACGAAAUUUUGAAGCACUACGGAAUUUUCGUCGUUUAGCGCUGGUCGCCGUCGCGGCAGAGAGAUUCCGUUCUAAUACCCUUGAAUCGCACUCAGAAGACCGUGAAGUAACAGUUGCGAAACGGAAGUUGUCGUCAAAAUCAAGAUUAGAAGAUUUACAAAGACCGACUGAAAGUUACCUAAGGCAAAUUGUAGCUGACGAAGAUUUUACACCAGUCCUCAAGACAAGGAGUAGGUCACUGGGCGCAGUGACUCAUGGGAAAACAUCAGUCAGCGGUAUCGCCAAGUUUCGACGAGUUACUCAGGCUGCCAUGGCAACGCAAAUUUUACUCGAAAGGGAAAGUAGAAAAGAAACGAAGGGUAGGUUCUCGAGUGUGGAAUCUCGUCAGGAAAUAAAUCGGGAAAAAUCCCUCGCUGAAAUGAUGAACGAGUUAAAGGACUGUAGAUACUUGAGAACUGGUUCUAUAUCAAAGCAGGACUAG